Molecule: messenger RNA, 660 nt
Organism: Zerene cesonia (dogface butterfly)
Lineage: Eukaryota; Metazoa; Arthropoda; Insecta; Lepidoptera; Pieridae
Product: peptidyl-prolyl cis-trans isomerase FKBP2
Exons: 2
Coding region: 160-600 (146 amino acids)
Biological process (GO): protein peptidyl-prolyl isomerization
Molecular function (GO): peptidyl-prolyl cis-trans isomerase activity
Source: RefSeq, a predicted model, not a curated record
AAGUCUAUUCAAUUGCUAUUUGCUAUUUGUAAAUUGUAAUCUUAAUCUGUAUUCUGUGAUUAUAAUUUGUAUUUUGUCACUUGCGGUGCGGGCGUUCGUCUUUGUUGUUCGUUAAUAACAAAAUUGUUUUGUAUUUGAUUUUGAGAUAAAAUAUAUAUAAUGAAAUCUGCAUUAGUCCCUAUCUGUAAAAUUUUAAUAUUCGUUUUAGUUUUUAUGAGUGUUGUUAAUUAUGUAGUCAUAGGCAGCACACCUCCAAAAAAACUUCAAAUUGGAGUAAAAAAGCGUCCUGCAGAAUGUCCCAUGAAGAGUAGGAAGGGUGAUCUUCUGCACAUGCAUUACACGGGUACAUUAGAAGAUGGCACAGAGUUUGAUAGCUCAAUUCCAAGAGGAAAUCCAUUAACAUUCUCUCUUGGAGCGGGUCAAGUUAUAAAAGGAUGGGAUCAGGGAUUAAUUGGAAUGUGUGAAGGUGAACAAAGAAAACUUGUGAUCCCUCCAGAACUGGCAUAUGGAGAAGCUGGAGCCCCACCAAAGAUACCUAAAUCAGCAACUUUAACAUUCCAUGUAGAUCUCGUUAAGAUUGAAAGAAAAGAUGAACUUUAAGUAACUUAAUAAAACUUUUUGUAAGCAUUGUGUAUGUAUAAUACAUUAUGUAGUAAAUGA